CGUUAUCGACCAGUAAUCGACUUUGAAAUUCACUUUCAACCGCUGCCCCGGCAACCAGUGGGCUCCAAAACAAAGAACCAUGCGCUUUCGCCCCCCAAUUCUCGAUUCCCGCCCCAAGCAGUUGGCUAUUUUCCGGCAGACUUUCACUUAGGAUCAGGCAGCAAAUGUCCCACAAGAGAUUCUACGUAAAGUUAGAUCUGCAGCUCCAUGCGCUCACUUGUCCCGGUGUUUGGCUUUGUUCACACGGAUAUUUGGAGGCCACCAUCAAGACCUUGGGCUACUACUUUCGAACUGGACCCAUGGAGCCUCGCUUUCCGAUGCUGUGCCACGAUCAGUUCACGAUGGAGGGAUACUUCAAGAGCGUGGGCUGCCUGGAGGAGAUGCACGAGCUACUGAAAGCUGAACAGCUGGAGAUAACCGUCUGGCAGAAUGGCCGAAGGUUGGCCUACUUCGUGGGCAGUCUUUCGGAUGUGAUGCAACCCACUUUUCCGCGCCUGAGCUGUGCCCACAGCUCCAAUGUUCAGCUGUUGAUGAAGGCGACGCCUGCUUUUCCGGGUAUCCUGGCGCCCAAGGUGGAGCUAUCUGCGCAGUUGACCACGCAGGAUCGGAAAAAGGUGUGCAGCUGCUCCAGUUCCAGGGAGUACUCUGCUCCUCCUGUCAAUCGCCACGUUGAGAGCCGUUGCCUGGGCCAUUUGGAUCAGCCUCGAAAGCAGCAAACCGUGUGUCAUGGGAGGCAAUCCAAUUGUUGUCCAAGUGGCAGUUACGCCGCUUGGAGAGCUGGCUCUCCUGCCCAACAGAAACAGCAGGAACGGCGAUUGUCCUCCUGCUCCAGCACAACGCAAUUAAGUAGCCUUAGCCAGAGUUCCUCGCUGACGCAGUGCAGCCACUUGUCCAGCUGUAGUUCUCCUUUGGAUGAGCAUCACAACAGCUGCGAUAUAUGCCAGGCCUACAGGCGCAUGUUUCCUUCUUACUGAAUAAAUUAGCAAAAUUAUUUGUGUCUUAUGUUUU
Messenger RNA from Drosophila melanogaster (fruit fly), 1008 nucleotides. RefSeq lists its product as uncharacterized. The transcript is spliced from 2 exons. Gene Ontology annotation, biological process: spermatogenesis. Lineage: Eukaryota; Metazoa; Arthropoda; Insecta; Diptera; Drosophilidae. Gene Ontology annotation, cellular component: sperm head-tail coupling apparatus. Gene Ontology annotation, molecular function: myosin light chain binding. The record is from RefSeq and is marked reviewed. The coding region runs from base 165 to 974 and encodes 269 amino acids.